Molecule: messenger RNA, 1992 nt
Organism: Closterium sp. NIES-65
Lineage: Eukaryota; Viridiplantae; Streptophyta; Zygnematophyceae; Desmidiales; Closteriaceae
Source: the annotation of a GenBank genome assembly
AUGGUCGCUUCGUGGGUCGGCGUUCUUUGUCCCGACGCGCGUUCAGGAGGAGGGCAUUCCGCGCCUGCUGAAGGGGGAGAGUGUGAGUAUAUGGCGAGUUCGGCGUUUGAGUAUUGUUGUCUCUUCGUAUCCUCCCCUUCAGGCACAGGCAAGACCCUCGCCUACCUCCUCCCCAUCCUCCACCUCCUCCACCUCCCCACCCUCUCCUCCUCCCUCUUCUCUCCUCCCCACAUCCCCUCCUCUCGCCUGCGCCAACUCCACAAACGCCCCCAAGAAGGGAAACGCUCAGCAGCAGCCAAUCGCAGUGCGCCAGCUGGCAGUGGUGCCGCUGCCGCCACCGCUGCCGUUGCUGCCAGUGGCCCGUUUUGUCUUGUUCUGACGCCCACGUUGGAGCUGGCCAAUCAGGUGGCGGAGGAGGUUCGGCGAUUCACUCGCUUCGUGCCGGAGCUGACGGUUGAUGUGGUGACGGCUGCUGCAUCACAGCAAGCUGCGUCUCAGGCAAAUCUGACGGUUGACGUGGUGACUGCGGCUGCAGCACAGCAAGCUGCGUCUCAGGCAAGUGCGCUCUCUGCACUGCCGCCCGCCCCUCGUGCUGGUCGCCACGCCUGGCCGCCUGCUGAGGCUCUUCCGAGAGGUCGUCCUUGUAUCCGCCACCAUUCUCCCCGAGUCAGAGCUGCUGCUCUCCUCGCCACUCCUCUCCACCCCUCUCCACCCCUCUUCACCACUUUUUACCCCCCCUGCAUUCCGCAGGUCAUCCUCGUAUCUGCCACCAUUCUCCCCGAAUCGGAGCUCCUGCUGCGCCGCUUUGCUCCCAGAGGGGACAUGCUGAUCGUUCAACCCUCAUCAUCGGACAAACCGUUGGGAAAGUGGGUGGCUUUUCUACGUGAAAACCACCAAGUGCUUGUCUUUGUUCGCACAGUGCAUCGAGUCGAAAGGCUGCACCAAACUUUGUGUGAAGGGGGCAUAACAGCAGUGCGGCUGCAUGGGGAAUUGACAGGGCCGGUGAGGAGCCAAUCUCUGGAGAUGUUCAGGCAGGGAAAUGCGCAGGUGAGUGGCGGGUGUGUGGAGGGGGGGGGAUGUUCCGGGGUCCUAGUAUCCACCAACGUGGCAGCACGCGGCGUUGACAUUCCCAACCUCCCCUUUGUGGUGAACUUUGACCCUCCGGGCAGCCCGCAGGAGUACUUGCAUCGCAUCGGCCGGACGGGGCGGGCAGGGGCGUCCGGAACUGCCAUCAGCUUCUUAGAGCCUCUGAAUGAGGAGUCAUCCAUUGGAAAGAGAGCUCUUGCUACGGAAUCGCAACUAGGCGGGCGUGUGCAGGAGGAGUCCUCUCAGAAAGCCGAUAUGCCAGACUGGAUGGCUGCAGCGCAAGAGCUUCUGGGCCAGCGAAUAGAGUUCCGGAAAGUGCCAGGCCCCUGGAGGGACGACCCAGAUGACAUUGAGGAUUCAGUCAUCCCAUCUUCAGCCCGCCCUUUCCUCCUCGUGACCCCAUCCACCAGCCUUCGCGCCACAUUCACUCCCAGUCCCACGCCCAAGUCUGCUUUUGAGUCGACUCAAAAGCUCCCAGUCCCAUGCCCAAGUCGCCAUACUCCUUCCUCUCCUCUGCUACACAAUGGGAGAAACAGCUACACCUUUCGAGCCAGAGUCCGCUGUUUUGUGGCCUUCUCAACAACCUUCUCUUCCACAGGAAGCCCUUUCCUCCUCCUCACCCCAUCCACCAGCUUGCGAGCCACGUUCACCCCCAGCCCUACCCCCGAGUCGCCAUACUCCUCCCUCUCCUCCUCUGUCCGCGGCACAAAGAACGGAUCGUCUGCGACCAUCAACCAAUGGCUCAUCGCCAGCUGUCCGGGGGGGGAAGGUGGGAGGGGGGGAGGAGUGGAGAGAGAUGAGAGGGGGGAAAGGGAGGGUGUGAGGGCAAAUGCAAAAGAGAGGAAGGAAAGGGAGGGCGUGAGGGCAAAGGUGGAAGUGCAGCAGCGCAGCCGAGCAGCAGCGUAG